GCUCAGAUCCCCCUUAUCUUCAGUUCUUCACACACAAUUUGAACACAAAAGCAAACACCACCGUUCACAGGGCCAUUCCCAUAGGCGUCUCUGCUUCUUUGAUUCCCCUUCUAUGUUUACAAUUUGAGAUCAAAGCAAAAUCAAAUUUACCUCUUCGUGUCCCCCAUCGUUCCGAUCAUUCACUUAUUUCUCUUUAUCUUCAAAUUUACCUCUUCAUGUCCCCCUUAUCUUCAAUUCCGAUCAUUCACUUAUGGCUCUCUUCCUCCUCUUCCUUCACUACUUCAGGCAAAAUAUCUCAGUCUUGAGAUGAGAAUGCAAAAGAGGCACAGUGGAAUCAGAUCGGUGCAUGUCUAAUAGGUGUCCGGUGCGUGUCUGAUCGGUGUCCGGCUACAUCAAAUAUAUUAAAAUAUGCAGGACACGGUUAGAACGUGUCGGACACGUGUCCAAGCCUCGGAUACGCGUGUCCGUGUCGGACACUGGUACGUCGACCCUUAGAGCCGUGUCGGUGCUUCAUAGGUUACAAGUGGAGGCAGGCUUUUCUAUACUUUGCCCUUAAUACUAUUACUAUGUUUGUUUUUCCUUCUUAUUGGUUUCCAUUUCUUUUCCAUUGGACUAGUUCUUUCCAAACAGAGCCUUAAAUCUUUUGUUUUGUUUUGGUUUAACUUUGCCGUGAAUCAAUUUACGCGCAUCUCUUUAGUGAGUUUGUUUUCCCCUUUCGGUAGGGGUGGGGGUUUUCUCUGUUUUCCCCCAAAAUCGGUGCUGCGAACAUGGAUUCAUCUGGCUCUAGCAGUGGUUCAAACUCUUUUGAAGAAUCUGAUCCAUUCCCGAAGAAAGCAAAACCUCAUUGCCAUAAAUCGUAUUAUGAGGAUGAAUAGGAAAACCAGAAAUCCAGGUACUUCUCAAACGACGUUGUCUCUGAUCCCAAUAGUGACAGCGAAGGAGAAGGAGAGUGUUCUUCUGAUGAUGGGUUUAACGAUGGCCUUCACGAGAUGACCAUGAAAGAGUCCUUCGAGUACUAUACUCAUGUUGGAGCCAGCGAUGGGUUUGAUGUUCCUGAAUUUCCCAACGUCUUUGCGUUGGGUAUCAUUAUACCAUAUCUCAAGCCUGACGAAGAGUUCGAGCAUCAUGAAUCACUCAAAGAGCUUAACUGCUGUUCGAAGUUAGCAGUUGAUCAUUACGACAUGAAAAACUAUGCAAAUUACGAGUUUGUGAAGGUUGUGAAGGCAAACUCACAGGCUGUUGCUGGUGCCAUGUUUUAUAUUACCUUUGAAGCCAGGGAUAAGGAUAAGGAUGAUGCUCCUGUUGAAAUGUUUGAAGCAAAGGUGUAUUCUGGAAUUAAAGAGACGAAUAUGCGUGUCUUGACGUGCAGACCAAAAAAGGUUACUAUAAUUGACGAAGAUGUUAGGUGCAACAAAGAGGAAUAUGAGUGUGAUUCAAAUUCUUAGUUGGAGUGCUGGAAGUGAGUUUGCUGCCUUUUUCUAGACCAGUUGCUGCACCUGGACAUGUAGCAUAACUAAAUAGUAGUUUGACCCUCCUCUUAUCAAAUACUAGUUGACUUUAAUGCUAACCGGCUAUUUCUUGAGAAAAACUUAAUGGUGUCCGAAGUAGUAAUGACAUGGUAUAGAUAAUGAAGUAUUAAAGUUACAAGGACGUUUUUCUCUGGCUCUUCACAUAUCCUCUUACACAUCUGCUAGUAUCUUUUGGUGGAACUCUCAAUGUUUACACUGUAGGCAAAUACAGAGUACAUAAUCAAUGUGUUUUUAUUAUUGGAUAGGCAGCAAUUAUAUGGUUGUUGAACUUUUGCUAAUAUAUAGUUUCUUCAACUGAUGCUUUAUUUUAUAAUCCUUAAGAUAUUGUUUACAAAUAAUGUUGUUCUUUAAAAUAGAAUCUGGCUGUAGGUGAAUUUAGUAUUUUAAUGUUGGUGAAUCAUUGUAGUGAAUUGAUCAUACUACCUAGGUGACAAUGUCAUUUCUAAUGAUGUCUCUUGUUAGCAUAAAAAAUAAAAAAUAAAAAAUAAAAAAAAAAAAACAAAGAAAGAUAAAUUACGGGAUGAUGAUAUCCUUUCUUCCGCUACUCACAUCAAAGUAGUUAGUUGUAGUGAAUUGAUCAUACUGCCUAGGUGACGAUGUCAUUUCUAAUGAUGUCUCUUGAAAAAAAAAACAAAGAAAGAUAAAUUACGUGGGUGAAUUAAUCAUACUGCCUAGG
Cornus florida is the source of this 2205-nucleotide messenger RNA. RefSeq lists its product as uncharacterized. NCBI's taxonomy places the organism in Eukaryota, Viridiplantae, Streptophyta, Magnoliopsida, Cornales, Cornaceae. Gene Ontology annotation, molecular function: cysteine-type endopeptidase inhibitor activity. The coding region runs from base 990 to 1445 and encodes 151 amino acids. The record is from RefSeq and is a predicted model, not a curated record. The transcript is spliced from 4 exons.